Messenger RNA from Xenia sp. Carnegie-2017, 1726 nucleotides. Its product is annotated as quinone oxidoreductase-like. The transcript is spliced from 9 exons. Bases 165 to 1139 code for a protein of 324 amino acids. Gene Ontology annotation, cellular component: cytosol. Gene Ontology annotation, molecular function: mRNA 3'-UTR binding; NADPH binding; quinone reductase (NADPH) activity. NCBI's taxonomy places the organism in Eukaryota, Metazoa, Cnidaria, Anthozoa, Malacalcyonacea, Xeniidae. The record is from RefSeq and is a predicted model, not a curated record.
AGUUAGCUAUCAGUGAGUUUUUAACGAAUAUUGGGUUCCGUUUUGCUUUCAAAGGGAAGAGGAAGUGGAAGAUUUAUAUUUGCCAGCUUACCAUCGAUCCCUAUAAUACUUGGGAAAUUGAUUUGGUAUUAUCUCUCAAAAAAUCUGGUUACAUUGAUGCCACAAUGCAGACUGCAAAAGCAAUUUGUGUUGCUACAUUUGGUGGUCCAGAAGUUCUCAGAGUUUGUAAUGUUCCCAUUCCGAGCACUGGUGCAGGGCAGGUACUUGUAAAGUUGUAUGCUGCUGGUGUAAAUCCUGUUGACACAUACAUUCGAAGCGGAUCAUAUGCUCGUAAGCCAACCUUACCUUACACUCCAGGUGCUGAUGGUGCAGGGGUUGUCAAGUCCGUAGGGGAUGGGGUUUUGGAUUUCAAGGAAGGUGAUCGAGUUUUUGUGCAUCAAAUUUCUGUGGGAACAUAUAGCCAGUAUGCAGUUCUUCAACAUGAGAAUGUGCAUCAUCUUCACCAAAAGUUGACAUUCGACCAAGGAGCAGCACUUGGUGUGCCUUAUUUGACUGCAUAUCGAGCUUUAUUUCACAAACUAAAUGUUGAAUCAGAGAGGACCAUAUUUAUUCAUGGGGCCAGUGGUGGGGUUGGUGUGGCAGCUGUGCAGCUUGCCAGAUCUCAUGGCAUGCGAGUCUUUGGCUCGGCUGGAAGUGCUGCUGGCUGUGCUGUAGUUAAGGAAGCUGGUGCUCAUGAUGUGUUUAAUCACAAAAUCGAUGGAUAUUUGGAAAAAGUUAUGGAGGCGACGGAAAACAAGGGUGUUGACUUUAUCGUCGAAAAUUUAGCAAACGUUAACUUGGAGAAUGAUCUUAAAUUAUUGGCAGAGUAUGGUAAAAUUGCGGUUGUUGGAAAUCGUGGCUCGAUUGAAAUCAAUCCUCGCUUGAUGAUGAUGAAAGAAUCCAGUAUCGUUGGCGUGAUGCUAUCUAAAACAACACAAGAUGAAAUUAAGGAGGCGGUCUUUAAGCUUCAGAAAUUAGUUGAAGGUGGACACCUUAAUCCCAUCGUUAAAAAGACUUUCAAAUUGCACGAUGCACCUAAGGCCCACAGAGAAAUAAUGGAGGGUUGUGCCAAAGGAAAAAUGGUGCUGGAGAUUGAUUGAUACAGCUCCUCUCAAUGGACAAAUGACAAUCCUUGAAGAAAUCCAAUUAUACGAUCCGAAGUAAGCAACGUUUUACUAGAUUUCACCCAAAAAACUUUUCGCUACUCAAAUAUUGACUGUCGCUUUCGAUAAGAAUGACUCAAUUAUAGAUUGUUGCCUUGAAUUGUUUUGAACUGAAAAAGUAUUAGAUCGAACUGGUGUGCAUUUGAAGUGCACUUGAUGUCAAAAUUCAAUGAAAGUUUUUAACGAUAAUUUUACGUACAUACUAGUAGUUGGUCUUUAAUCGCGUCUAAGAAGAAUGGGGAUAGUAAUCUCUGUGACGUGAAUUCCGGAGAAUGCCUGCUGAAUGAUUCUAUUACAAGUAAAUCGUAAAAUCAAUGUUGCAACCCGCCAUUCAAUGCUAUAUAAUUUUUUGUGUUCAGUAACUGUGAAAAACAAUAGGUUUUCAUUGCAAUGAUUACACAAUUUUAUUAUUGCAGGCAUAUUACUUUCUUUAUAGUACAUCAUAAUUGUCUGCAAUAUACAAUUUUAUAGUUGGAAUAGAUUAUCCAAAUUUUUCUUGUAGUAAUUAUAUUCAUAAGAUCGUA